AUCCUACGGCAUGGUUUUUACCGUAGUCGGGAUCCCACUUGUCCUAUGCAUCAUCCAACAACGGGAGUGGAAGUCGAGUGGCGUAAAAUUCGACAUAUGUGGCUGGGAGAAUAGGCAAUUGAUUCUCCGCUCUGCUCUCUACUCCUGUUUCCCUCUCACUCAAAUUUAAGCUAUUUGAAUCUGAUUAUCGAUUGCACUCUGUUGAUGGGCGCUCUGGAUGAAUGCCAUUACAAUGGCGAGAUCGGAAACGGAGUGUACAUCGCCGAUUGCGACUGCGUCGAGCUGGAUUCGGACGAUGAGGAGGAGGAGGAGGCGCAAUCAAUCGAAGAUGCUGUGAGAAUCCUGCUGCAAGGAUUGGGCGAGGACAUCCAUCGCGAAGGCCUGCGCCGGACGCCUCUGCGCGUCGCCAAAGCCCUCCGCGAAGGAACACGAGGUUAUACGCAAAAGGUGAAGGACAUUGUUAACGGCGCCUUAUUCCUGGAAGCCGGCUUGGAGAGCCGGGUCGGGUGUGCGGGAGGAACCGGCGGGCUUGUAAUCGUUCGCGAUCUCGAUCUCUACUCAUACUGUGAAUCUUGCUUACUCCCGUUCCACGUCAAGUGCCACAUCGGCUACAUCCCGUCGGGCGAACGAGUCGUUGGCCUGAGCAAACUCGCCCGAGUAGCCGAAAUAUUCGCCAAACGCCUCCAAGAACCGCAUCGAUUAGCUCGGGAGAUUUCCGAUGCGCUACACCACGCUGUCAAACCGACCGGAGUCGCCGUCCUCCUCAAAUGCACUCACAUCCAUUUCCCCGACUUCGAGUCGGCCAUCUUCGAACCGAAUCACCGAGGAUGGGUCACGGUAUCCGUCACGUCGGGAUCGGGAGCCUUCGAGGACGAAAUGGUCGAUAGUUGGACCGAUUUCCUCACUCUCCUCCGAUUCCGAGGUACAAACAUCGACGACCACAUGAACCCGGUUGAUAAAUUGUGGUGCCCGUCUUCCUCGUCUCGUACCUUCGACACGGCGAUCGAUCCGGCGAUGCUCAGAUCGGUUUCGUCGAUCCUUCGCAAAUUAGGCGAGGACCCGUCGAGGAAAGAACUCUCCGAAACCCCGGCGCGGUUUCUGAAAUGGCUGAUGAGCUUCCGGAAGACCAAUUUUGACGUGAAGCUGAACGCGAUCCCUCAUCGACACGAUUUUAUCUUGCACUCGCACGGCGGCGAUCGACAGCACCUCUGCUCGGAGAUGAAUUUACCGUUGUGGUCGCAAUGCGAACACCAUCUUCUCCCAUUCCACGGCGUCGUCCACAUUGGGUAUUAUGGGUCGACGACGAGCCGGGUCACCUCUGUCGGGAAGUCGAUACUGCAAUCGAUCGUGCAUUUCUACGGGUUCAAGCUGCAGGUGCAGGAGAGGCUGACGAGGCAAAUCGCGGAGACGGCGUCGACGGUGUUGGGCGAGGACACGAUCGUCGUCGUGGAAGCGAAUCACACCUGCAUGAUCUCGCGCGGCAUUGAGAAGUUCGGUAGCAGCACGGCGACGUUCGCCGUGCUCGGGCGGUUCGCGACGGACCCGGCGGCAAGGGAGAAGUUUCUGCAGAUUGUUCCUAAGUUUGGAAGCUGACGUGAAAGAAAGAAAAGGACAGGAAGAAUGGCUAUAGGGUUUGAGGAAGGGUGGAAUAAAGAAAGAACUACACAUGCUUCUUUGCAAGUAUUUUUAUUACGUAUCAUCGUCGUCUUUGUCCGAAUUUUGAAUUGCGUAUGUAACUUACGUAUCAUAAAAUUUGUUACAUUGUUCGGUCACACUUGAAGUACUAAAGGACGGGAAGUACCAACUGCACGUAAAUUGUAAUUGAUGUUAAAAGACUGAGGAAGAGAGUUUUCUUAUACAAUAUUUUAGGAACUACCGAGAGUUUAUGAAAUUUAACAACUUUUAGUUUAAAAUGAGAUUUUAUGAUAUUUGUCUAAUUUUAUUAAAAAUGAAAUGAAUUUUUAAAAAAAAAUUAUUUUUGUUCAUAUUUAUUUAUUAAUAAAAAAAUAAUUUUUGUAUCGAAUACAAUGUUAAUCUAAAAAAAUAUAAUCUUAAAAAUGGUAUUGAACAAUUGUAGGAGUAAUUAGCUACUCUAAAUUGAAAUAAGAAAGCCCUAAAAUUGAAAAGCUUUACUUUGUCCAAAGAUCCGCAUGGAUUCCAAUAGCGGGAACCUCCCCGGACCAAAUCCUCUCCACCGCCACUGCCACCACCAGCUCCGCCGCCAUCACCACGUGUUUUACAUAAAUCCUCACUGCCCGCUUCACCGCUCGAUUUUGCAGCCGGAGAACCAUUCGCCGUCGUGCUCGCUUUCAACCCUGCAAAAUCCGGAACUAGUUGCGCCUACUCCAUUCAACCAUUGUCCUGAUUUUCUCGAUAAUCAGCCCAAUCCAACAUCCGAUGAUUCCCUGUUUAUGCAAAAUGAAUUUGAGGAUUUGGAAGUUGAGGAAGAUGAUGAUGAUGAGCCUGUGUUUGUUCUAACUGAUGAAUGGAGAGAUUUCUUUGCAAAAUCUGAGGCCAAAAGGAAACAAG
Messenger RNA from Andrographis paniculata, 2529 nucleotides. Its product is annotated as GTP cyclohydrolase 1-like. Gene Ontology annotation, molecular function: GTP binding; GTP cyclohydrolase I activity; zinc ion binding. The transcript is spliced from 4 exons. Gene Ontology annotation, biological process: tetrahydrobiopterin biosynthetic process; tetrahydrofolate biosynthetic process. The record is from RefSeq and is a predicted model, not a curated record. Lineage: Eukaryota; Viridiplantae; Streptophyta; Magnoliopsida; Lamiales; Acanthaceae. The coding region runs from base 205 to 1593 and encodes 462 amino acids. Gene Ontology annotation, cellular component: cytoplasm.